GUGAUGUCUAUCAGAUAUUAGAGUCUCCUCUUUCGCAGAGAAAUUUCUUAAUUUUCCCAAAAUCAUCACGGAACCCAAUGAAGAGCUCUCAGCCAAAAAUGGAUGUCUAGGGUUUGUUUCGAUUGUAAGUUCAAAUUUGCAAUUGCAUUCACGAGCCGGACUGAUCCAACCCGGUAACUUCACCGAGUUGCGUCUCAGUCUUAAUGAUUUUUCCCCUGGUUCCUUGGUAGUCUAACGCACAAUUGAUCAAACAAGAAGAUCUAUGUAAAGUACAUUAAAUUUAUAGAAAAAGUUAUCAGUUGCAGGUGUGAUAUUGCUCAGGUCAUGCAAUUGAAAUCGGCUUCGGUUUCUUCGCCGAAGCCAAGGGACUUUAGCUCGACGGGUAGUAGGCUUCGAAAGAAGCACAAAAGACUUGAUGCCAUAUGCGAAAAUGUCUAUAAUCAAAACCAUAGUGAAUCCAAUGAGCGGAGAGGGGGGUCCCCGUCUGGGCCUGCCCUGGAUGCCCAGUCGGACCUUCGCCGGAGCUCAAGAGUUCGCCGGGCACCUGUUGUGCUCGAUGUGUCACCUCCUCCGGUUAAAAAAAGAAAGAAGAUUGGUAAGAAUGUAGCUUCGGGUGUUAACAGAAACGGUGGAAGUAGUUUCAAGAGUGUGAAGGAAGAGGAGAGUGAGAAAUUAGAGGAUUUGGAUACACCGGGCAAUUGGAGGUCGCGUUUGAGAUCGAGGGGUAGGAAUGUGGCGACUGGAGAGAGAGGUGAGACAAGUGGGAGAAGAAAGCUUUUUGAUGAAAUGGAUACGGUGGGAGGUGAAUUGGCUCAGAAGAAAGGAGAUUUGGAUGGUGAGAAGUUGAUGGUUGUGAGGUCUAAGAGGCUGGGGAGGGUUAAGGCUGUAAAUGGUUUGCCAAAUGAAAUGAACGAGGGUGGAACAAGUGGGCAUGAAGAUGUGAGUGAGAAAGAUGAAGGUCAGGAGUCAAUAGGGAAAAAUGAGAGUGAAAAGGAUGAGAUGGAAGUGGAGGGGAAUGAGCCCAAUAAGGGUAUGACAGUUUUAGAUAGUGAAAUAGGUGGUGGUAAUGGCCGGGAGGCAGUGGGAAAUGAGGCUGAUGAGCAUAUGCCGGUUUUAGUUGAUGCAAUGGGCGGUGGAAAUGAGGGAGAGGCAGUGAAUGGUGAUGCUGUAUCGUCAGGGUUAAAUGAACCAGAGCAAAAAGAGAAAUUGCUUGACUUGGAGCUGGAGAAAAGCCCUGAUGGAAAUGAUAAUGUGGAGCAGAAUGACAAAAUCAAGGAGUUGGAGGAUGGGAUGGACGUGGAAAAUGAAACAGAUGUUAUUGAAGUUAUUGGGCCUCCUAUGGAAGAGUUGAAGGAUCCUGUUAAGGAAGGAGGUGCUGAGGUUAAUGAAUUUCCCUUGGAGGUUGAAAAAGAUGAGAAGCCUGCCAAAUUGAAGCAUGAUUUGCAUACUCUUGCUAGGCCACGGAUUAAACAAGGGAGAAGGUGUGGUUUGUGUGGAUGUGGUAAUGAUGGUAAACCACCAAAGAGGUUGAUGCAAGAUGCUGGUGAAAGCGAAAAUGAGACAUACAGUGGUUCAUCAGCUUCAGAGGAUCCCAACUAUGAUGUAUGGGAUGGAUUUGGUGAUGAACCUGGGUGGCUUGGUCGCCUAUUGGGCCCGAUAAAUGACCGACAUGGUAUUGCUGGAAUCUGGGUUCAUCAACACUGUGCUGUAUGGAGCCCAGAGGUGUAUUUUGCUGGUUUGGGUUGCUUAAAAAAUGUAAGGGCUGCACUUUGCAGAGGAAGAGCAUUAAAAUGCACACGCUGCGGAAGACCAGGGGCAACUAUUGGAUGUCGUGUUGAUCGGUGUCCAAAAACUUACCACUUGCCUUGUGCCCGAGCUAAUAGCUGCAUCUUUGAUCAUCGAAAAUUUCUUAUAGCAUGCACAGAUCACCGGCAUCUCUUCCAACCUCAUGGUAAUCAGUACGCAAUUCGGAUAAAGAAAUUGAAAGCCAGGAAAAUGAGGUUGGAAAUAAGGAAGCGUUCAAAUGAUGCUUGGCGAAAGGAUAUUGAAGCUGAAGAAAAAUGGUUGGAAAACUGUGGGGAGGAUGAAGAGUUUCUGAAACGUGAGAGCAAGAGGCUUCACAGAGAUUUGUUGAGAAUUGCACCAGUGUAUAUUGGAGGCUCUGGGGGGUCUGACAGCGCAAAACUGUUUGAGGGAUGGGAAUCUGUUGCUGGACUUAAGGAUGUGAUACAAUGUAUGAAGGAAGUAGUUAUUUUACCACUGUUAUAUCCCGAGUUCUUUAAUAAUCUAGGGAUUACACCUCCUAGGGGUGUUCUUUUGCAUGGAUAUCCUGGAACAGGUAAAACACUUGUUGUACGGGCAUUGAUUGGUUCAUGUUCUCGUGGGGAUAAAAGAAUUGCAUAUUUUGCUCGUAAAGGUGCAGACUGCUUGGGAAAGUAUGUUGGCGAUGCUGAGCGCCAGCUAAGACUCUUGUUUCAGGUUGCUGAGCGAUGUCAACCUUCUAUAAUAUUCUUUGAUGAGAUUGAUGGUUUGGCACCUUCUCGAACGAGGCAGCAAGAUCAGACUCACAGUUCAGUUGUCUCCACAUUGCUUGCUUUAAUGGAUGGUUUAAAAUCCCGAGGUUCAGUAGUGGUGAUAGGUGCAACAAACCGACCUGAGGCUGUUGAUCCAGCAUUACGUAGGCCUGGGCGAUUUGACAGGGAGAUCUAUUUUCCACUGCCAUCAGUUGAAGACAGGGCUGCCAUACUCUUACUUCACACGCAAAGGUGGCCAAAACCAGUUGCAGGAUCUUUGCUACAGUGGGUUGCAAGAAGAACUGUCGGCUUUGCUGGUGCUGAUUUACAAGCUCUCUGUACUCAAGCUGCCAUUAUUGCACUGAAGAGGAAUUUCCCUUUGCAAGAAAUUUUAUCUGCUGCUGGAGAGAGAGCUCCUGGUACUAAACGCAUUCCUCUUCCAGCUUUUGAAGUGGAAGAUGGGGAUUGGUUAGAGGCUUUAGCAUGCGCCCCGCCUCCCUGCUCUCGUAGAGAAGCAGGUAUUGCUGCUUAUGAUUUGGUUUCAUCUCCUCUUCCUGGUCACCUCAUUCCUUGUUUACUGCAGCCAUUAUCAAAGUUGCUUGUUACCCUCUAUCUUGAUGAACGCCUCUGGCUGCCUCCUCCACUUUUUAAAGCUGCUUUGAUGGUUAAAACUGUGAUAGUUUCUUUCUUAAAGAAGAGGAACCUCCCAAGUGAUCGGUGGUGGUGCCAUGUUGAUAAUUUUCUUGAAGAAGCAGAAAUUGCUAAGCAAGUGCAGGGAAGGCUUUCAUCUGCUGGUGUAUUAAUUGGAGAGGCUAGCUGUGCUGGUGCUGAUACUGAUGUUUUUGCUGAUGAGAAGGACGACGAUAAAGUAAUGUUUGAACCUUCAAUGAUGCAGCAUUGGGGCACGAGCCGUAGCACGUCUAGAAUUGUAUCUUUUGCAUCAGUAAGGAAAUCAGGGUACCGUGUAUUGAUUGCUGGAGGCCCCAGAUCUGGACAGAAGCAACUGGCAUCUUGCAUACUACACUUCUAUGUCGGGAAUGUUGAAGUUCAAAAGGUUGAUCUGGCUACAAUUUCACAGGAAGGGCAUGAUGAUAUGGUCCAAGGGAUUACACAGAUACUGAUGAAAUGUGCUAGCUUGAAGUCAUCUAUGAUUUUCAUGCCGAGAAUUGAUCUAUGGGCUGUGGAGGCAUGCCAGCAAGUCAUUAAGGAGAGUGAUGCUUCUUCAACUGACCAUCAACUUUCUGAAAAAACAGAAUUUUGUUCCACACCCAUUCAUGUUGAGGGAAAAAAGUCUGUUAUUGAUCAAUGCGGAGCAUCUGAAGUGUCAGAGUCACAAACUACCAUCCUAAGAGCAUCACAUGCGUGGAGCUCAUUUAUUGAGCAGGUGGAGACUAUAUGUGUAUCCACAUCCUUGAUAAUUCUGGCUACUUCAGAACUUCCAUAUCAGGAACUCCCAAAUGAAAUAAGGCAAUUCUUUAAGAAUGAUAUCUCAAACAGUGGUCAGCUGACUCCAUUGGAGCACUCAAUACCCCGAUUCUUGGUUCAUGUUGGUGGGAAUUUCAACCGUGAUGUAGUGGUCAGUCUUUCUGCAGCGAAGUUAUUGAGGGAUAUGAUACAACUCUUUGUUCUGUCAGUUCAUCAAAGAUUGCAUAUUCAUACUAUUACAUCCAAAGAGUACAAAUUUUGUGAUUCUAUUCAAGGAUGUGAUACAGAUAAUCACAAUAAAAGACAUGGCUCAGCUGGUGAAAGUGAGUGUAGAGAAGAAUUUCCUUGUGAUCAUUCAAAAGUUAUACCUCCACCUAAUAAUAGAAGUUUAAAAGGAAAAUCAAGCUUGCUAUUAGCUAUAUCUACAUUUGGUUAUCAAAUUCUUCGAUAUCCUCAUUUUGCUGAACUUUGUUGGGUCACAUCAAAACUCAAUGAAGGUCCUUGCGCAGAUGUUGCUGGACCUUGGAAGGGAUGGCCUUUCAAUUCUUGCAUUAUCCGGCCUGGUAAUAUUGAUAGUGUGAUUGCUGCUAGUUGUUCAGGGAAUGUUAAAAGCAAAGAGAGAUUUGGCAUGGUCAGAGGUUUAAUUGCUGUUGGUUUAUCAGCAUACAGAGGUGUGUACAAAUCACUUAGAGAAGUUGCCUUUGAGGUGAGGAAAGUUCUUGAGCUUCUAGUUCAACAAGUUAAUGAAAAGAUUCAGGCUGGGAAAGAUAAAUACCAAUAUGUUCGUCUAUUAUCACAAGUUGCAUAUUUGGAAGAUGUAGUUAAUAGCUGGGCGCAUGCAUUGCAGAGUUUAGAACUCAGUACUCAAAUGCCAAUUUCAAAUGCUGGGCAAAAUACGAUAGAAUUUCCAGGUAAUCAAAAUUGUUUAGAUAAUUCAGUGCAAAGUGAGGACUGCAAGGCGGUUAUACCUGAUAAAAGCUCCCAUAAAUCUGAACGCCUGGAAAGAAGUGCUGCGGAAUUUAUCCCUGAAAGUGUUGAAUCAAAUAAAGGAGACAAUGGUUUUCUUCCUUCUUCAAGUUCUGAGGUGAGAGAGGUGCCUUCAGAAGAUAUGCUCGCACAGCAAAUUGUCGUCAGUGGUCAUACCAAAUCUGAUGAGCAUCUUCAAAGUUCUACAACUGAUAGCCAUUUGAUUGAUGAUGUUAUGGAUGAGCAGAACAUGACUACUCUAGGACAGUGUAAGCCAAAAAAUACUGAAAAUCUUGCAGUGGCCACUGAAUUGGACAAUAAGUCCUCAAAAUAUUCUGAUGGAUUCAUGGGCACAGAAGCCAUUCUACCUUCUAAGGAUGGUCUCUGUAAUUCAAGCAGACCAUGUUCUGACAAGAUCUCUGAUCCCGUGGAAUCCUGCGGCCAGAUUAAUGGACUGGCUGAGGGUGGAAUUAGAAGUGAGGAUGCUCAGCCUAGCUGUAGUGUGCAAAUUGGAGAUAUCAACUUCGUUCCAGGCAAAACUAGCGGUCAUUCAGUUGAUUCUGGGAUUGUUUGUUCCUAUAGUUGUUGCUCUGGAUGCCUAUGCACCCUCCAUGAACUGAUUCAGAAAAUCCUUGUACAUGAAUGGGGAUUGAACAAAAGCUAUUGGACAGCUGAGGAUGUUCAUGAUGUUGUUUCAUCAUUCUCUGUAGAUCUUCUUUCAGCCAUCAGAAAAGUUGAUAAGACUAAAAAUAUAAGCAAUUCAUUGGAUGAAAACCUGAGAUUUGGAAGUCCUGAAAUAUUAUCUGAACAUUCAGAAUUGCAUAAUUGUCAUUGCAGGAGUCCAGGAAAUACUUUAGUUAUGGCAUUGGAAUGUAGUUGCCACUGUAUGGAUGGAUCUGUAACUGCAAAAGGAAGUAACUCCUCAAAUUCACAUUUGGGUCUUCAACUGGAAUUUAUUUUCAGAGACGGCAUCCUGGUGCCUGUAGAUUCUAACAUGAAUGUUUCUUUCCAUUGUAAAUAUGAGACUUUAUGCCUUUGUUCACUUAUAGAGUCAGUACUAAUGAUAAAGAAGCCUUUUGAUUGACUUGAUAUUUUCACAGCAUGAGUUGCCUAGCCGUGGCAGCAUAUGGUGCUUUUUCAGAAUAUAGGUGUAAAUUCUCAUUCAAGUGGUAUAAAGAAUCAAAAUUUUGUUGUGGAA
This is a messenger RNA of Jatropha curcas, 6102 nucleotides long. Its product is annotated as P-loop containing nucleoside triphosphate hydrolases superfamily protein. Lineage: Eukaryota; Viridiplantae; Streptophyta; Magnoliopsida; Malpighiales; Euphorbiaceae. Gene Ontology annotation, biological process: transcription initiation-coupled chromatin remodeling; nucleosome disassembly; nucleosome assembly. Gene Ontology annotation, molecular function: chromatin binding; ATP binding; histone binding. Gene Ontology annotation, cellular component: nucleus. The record is from RefSeq and is a predicted model, not a curated record.